Musca vetustissima is the source of this 693-nucleotide messenger RNA. RefSeq lists its product as uncharacterized. The transcript has a single exon. Bases 1 to 693 code for a protein of 230 amino acids. Lineage: Eukaryota; Metazoa; Arthropoda; Insecta; Diptera; Muscidae. The record is from RefSeq and is a predicted model, not a curated record.
AUGAAAGCUAUUUACUUCGUGGGAGCAAUUUUGGUUUUGACCGCAAUUGUAUCUGCCAAACAACAAGGAUUGCCUAAGGAUAGAAGAUAUACGUUGCCUACCGUAGGGCCAUAUAAGCCUCCUGCAGGUACACAACACCAUAAUGGAAAUCACGGCAAACCAAACAACCAUCAUAAUAGACCUACUAAUAAACCAUACAACCCUGCACCAAACCCCUAUAACCCUGCUCAGAAACCAUAUAAGCCUGCUGUACCUUUUAAACCUGCUCAGAAACCAUAUAAGCCUGCUGUACCUUUUAAACCUGCUCAAAAACCAUAUAAGCCUGCUGUAAAUCCCAAGCCCUAUAAGCCUGGUCAAAAACCAUAUAAGCCUGCUGUAUAUCCCAAGCCCUAUAAGCCUGCUCAAAAACCAUAUAAACCCGCUGUAAAUCCCAAGCCCUAUAAUCCUGCUCAGAAACCAUAUAAGCCUGCUGUACCUUACAAACCUGCCCAAAAACCACAUAAGCCCUCUGUAAACCCCAAACCUUAUAAGCCUGCUCAAAAACCAUAUAAUCCCGCUGUAAAUCGCAAACCCCAUAAGCCUGCUGUAAAUCACAAGCCUGCUGUUCUGCCCUAUGGACCACCAAAAGCUCCAAUCAGAUAUCCUCCAACUCAAUACCCAAUUAAUAAUAUACCCGGAAUUGAAACGUACUAA